CAAAAUGGCCACUCGUUGCAAAAGUGCAGUAACAGUUGACUGAUGUUGGUUCACUAGUUAAGGAAAGACACUGUGUGGUCUUUCGAUCAUGGCCAGAUGGAAUCUGAUGCUGCUGGCUUUAGUUGUUUUCCUGUAUGCUACAUUCACGGCAGUUGAGAGACAUUUAAAGUGCAAUUUGCCUUCCAUCGCCAAUGUGCUGUGUCAAACGUACAAAGCAGGUGAACUGUCUGGACCUUUAUGCCCUGAUCUUUGUGAACAGAACAAUAUCCAUUUUGGAAAUUGCCUUACAGAGGUGGUAGAGGAUAAAGUCUAUGACGGCCAAUGGCGUGGAAGAGACGUCAUUUUUAAGGAAAAUAUGCGAUGGUAUACAGACUUCAAAACACUUCGGAAACAAACAGACGAAGAUGUUGUGCUAAGUUUUGAAGAUGACGUUUCUUUCUUUGUGGAAAAUUUAUUUGGUGAUUGCCCUCAAUGCAGGAGGCUUGUGUCACUAUUCCUAUCCCUCGGUGAUAGCGACAAUGAUGGUAUUGUGACGGCCCCCGAAGGGCGGUCGUUGGUGUCAUUAUUACAUCAGCAAGAACCGUUUAUGUUGAUUGCAUUAAAUGACAGCAAACAGACUGCUGAUUUCUAUGGAUAUUGCGGUGGAAUAUAUGUGACCGAAAAACUGCCUUCCAUUGCCUCGAAUUAUUUUGGUACAGAGUGGAAAUUCGAUUAUUUGAACAUUGUGCCUGAUGCAUUUGAACCCUUUCAAGAAAUGUUCAUAAAACGCACUAGGAAGAUUGCCGAUGCACUCUGGUCUAUCCCGUAUUUUCCAGAAAUGUUUGAGGAUGUACCGGCAUUGCAUCGUAUUUUAUAUACCCUAUUUAACAUACAGAUACCCAGUCAAAAGAAGCAGUUUGAGUUUUUCCACUCACUGCUGGACACUGUAGUGGAUCUGUCCAGUAACCCAUAUGGUAUGAUACAAUCUUGUGACAUGCACCUCGGGAAUUUUGGAAUCACCAAUAAUUCAGUAGUCAAAGUGAUUGAUUUCGACUGGGUUUAUCCUGUUCAUUAUCUUAGGCAUGCGCUGGAGCAAAUAGAAUGUGUUUCUGAUGCUGAUUGCUGGUUUGGCUCCAAAGACGAUUGCCAAUCGUCGUGUGACACAGCUACCAAGACAUGUACGUCGAAUAUACAGAAACAAGAUUUGAUUCAUAUCUGCGAGACUCACAUUCCCUACAUUCUUAGAAAUCCCUCAAACCAAGAGCUUUCUCAAAGGAACUCCAUCUGCGUCAAGAAUGCAAUAAAAAAAUUCGAGUUGUUUUGCGAAAGGUUAAGAGUGGUUAACUCAAUUGAACAGCUAAGAAACGAUGUUCUGGCAGUGAAAAAAGAACUUAUGUCUUUGGAGAAGAAUUUAUCGAAUAUGUGCUGAGACACAAGUACGCCGGUAUAUGAGAAAAGCUUGUAAAACUGUUGACGUUCUGUUUAGUAACACCAAAACUGUUGAGUUCAACACAUUUGCGCCGGCGAUACUUAUCUUGUCUCGCAAGAGGACAACUUCGACAGUUAAACAACAGUUAAAAGCCUCACGAUUUAGUGUCGUGAUUGGAUAAAUCCAUUGUAUUUAACCUGUUUCAGGUUUCCCUUACGAUGAUUAUUAAUGGAAGUGUCAGUCGAGAAAUAUUUCAUUUGUAGUGAUCACUUGUCUUAAUCGAUGCUAUGCAUAUAUAUUUUCUUAAUCGUGAUAUUUUUUGUUUUGUUUCAGUCACCAGUAUACGCUAAUACAUUUAUAUUGGAAACGUAUCUUUUUUAAUGCGUUUUAUCUACUGUUCACACUUCAGGCUGGAAUAAGCUGAUGGAACCAACUGUAUGUGACCUUUUUUAAGUCAACGUUCUCAGAAGCCUCCGUUUUACUAUGUGCGCUCUUAACACUUAAAUUUGAAACCGUUUUCGUUUGAAUCCACUUGAUUAACUUAUUCAGGCGCACCUGUUUUGAAGAUCAGCAAAAGUUAACCAAAAAGUACACGUGUUUCCGAACGAAAAGGUAGUCGAGUUUCGCCGUGAACAUAAAGGUUCGCGUGUUGGUAAUAUGAAAAUCUUAGACACUAUAGUAUCCGAUUUUAGUCGCAAGUGGCCGAUUUCAGACGCUAGUGUCCAAUUUCAGACAACAGUGUCCGAUUUUGGACACUCGAGACCGAUUUCAGACAGUGUCCAAUUUUGGAUACUAUGUAGUGUUCCAUUUUACACGCUAGUUACCCCGUCUGGAAAGUAGUGUUCAAAAUCAGAUGGUAUCGUCUAAAAUCGGACGCUCAUGUGGGAAUUAGGCCACCAGUGUUAAAAAUCGGACAUUUGCGUCUAAAAUCGGACGUUGGUGUCCAAACAGACCCUAGUGACAAAGAUCGGAUGCUAGUAUUUAAACUCGGAUACUGUCAUAAUUGGACGCUAGCCUCUAAAAUCCGCCAACAGCGACUAGAAUUGGAUGCUAGGGUCUAAAAUUUUCAUAUUACUAAUCAAGAUUGUUGAAUUAUAUAGAAGCAAGGAUAUCUAAUGGGACAACGAAGGUUGUAUAUAUAUAUUUAAUGUCAUUAUUAUUUUUUUGAUUAUUUGAAUUAGGAUUUAUAGCAAUUAUAUCCCGUGGAUUGUACUCUAACAGGUGUAAUAUUAAGACCAGAGCCAGCCAAUUUGUGGUCGGAGUAAAAUCGUUCCUCGAGAUCUUAGUGUCAUCAUAGCAGGAAAGUUGUGUUCUACAGAGGUAAAUUUUGUCAAAGUGACCACCUCAUACUCUCAUUUUCCACUUCAGAAAAACAGCAACGACGAAAAUAUUGAACAAAAUGAUCAGUUUUGACAGUGAACAACGUUGUAAGUUCUUGCUGCAUGUUGCACAUUGUUCAGAUUUAAUUAUAUGUCGCAAAAAUCCCGGAAUUAUUAGCACCUGGGCUGAUUCUCGGGCAGUGCCUGGAACGAGUGGCAUCCAGUCUUUUCGCCACAUCUCUCCAUCGCUGCCAGUAUCAGGGGAUGAUGGAAUAAGAUCGAGAUCGACUAAAGGGCUUUGGGUUUUCAAAACAGACUCGUAAGCGAGUUUGACACUAUAAAUGCAGAGGUAUUCCAGGGUCACAGAGUGAGCCUUUGUAAAUAUGCAAAUAGCCUUGAAAUGAUUACAUAGAAGGCAAAGCAGCUAAACUAGAACCCAGCAAACCAGCCCCAAAUUAGCCCAAGAAGUUCACGUGAUGAAAAGGAACAACCACUUAAGUGAGAUGCAGUGUCCUGACUUUGACGUUAAACCAGAAAUGAAAGAAGACUUCUGGAAUAAAGACGGGAGCAGAUAAUAACAACAUCAAUGAUUGCUUUCGGGAACUGCACGAACAAAAUAGUAAAAUGCCUUGGAACUUUUGAGAAAUUAGCAUUCUAAAAUCUAAAUAAACUUGUCACCAUAGAUUCACCGACGACCUAAUUCUAAAUUAACAGUGAUUAAAGUUCGUUACCGAAGAAGUAUCGAUGAAACUAUAAACUUUUGCCAUUGGUACAUCUUGACUUGUCUUGAUUCCGUUGGGGCCUUCAUUUGCAGUUUCACUUCUUUCUUCUUGAUGCAAGUAAAAAAUUAUUCGCAUUCGUUG
This is a messenger RNA of Stylophora pistillata, 3590 nucleotides long. RefSeq names its product divergent protein kinase domain 1A. The record is from RefSeq and is a predicted model, not a curated record. NCBI's taxonomy places the organism in Eukaryota, Metazoa, Cnidaria, Anthozoa, Scleractinia, Pocilloporidae.